UGGCGGUCGUUUAUUUCCAUCCGCGCGCCCGUCUUAAGUAGGUGGUCAUAGUAGAAGUGCGAGUCUCGGCGCGUCUUUCUCUCGUGAUUUCCGUUGUUUUAUCGCAUCGCCGGCGUCAUCAUUAUUGUGUUUAAACAUCCGCGAAUUUUAUAUUUCUGUGUUCUCAUCUGACGGUUACUUUUUUGUCGGUAACUGAGGGAAAAAUAACAGUGUGCUUACGAAAGAAUUCGCUAGAAGUAUCACGAACAGCAAACCAACUGAACAAGAAGUGAAAUUCCUAGAGAAAAACUUAGCGAAGAAGUUUUCCACAAACUUCAUCCAGUUACGACAAGGAGUACAAUGAAUCUACAACUGAAUCGAGCAAUGAAGGUUCAACUGGUGGCACUAGCGCUGAUGGUGACCGUGAACGUGGUGAACUGCCAACAACAGAGCGGAAACCAGGUACGAUUAUUUCAGCCGGCUGCCAAGGCUUCCGGAGUGGCAGUGGACGACCGUGGUCCUGAACCGACGAACGAGGGAUCUCGAGCCGAUGCAGCGAGGACGCUGAGAAGCAGCUACAAUGCCGGUUCGUCCAACGAGCGAUUAUUUGACUUUGGACUGCUCGGACGUCCCUAUUACGGUAAUCGAGGCUACUAUCCCAGUGGAGGCUACUACCCACAAGGUGGCUAUUACCCGCAGACUGGCGGUGGAUACUACCCACAAGGAGGAUACUAUCCGCAGGGUGGCUAUUAUCCCCAAGGUGGUUACUAUCCGAACAACUACCCGGGAUACGGAACGAACACGCUCGGUGGAGGUCCCUACGGUGGGUACGGCGGGUACGGCGGAUUCGGAGGUAACGGAGGGCUGCAGUCCUAUCUGGGCUACAACGGUGGCAAUUAUUUCGGUAGCCGGAAUCUAGGCUUUGGCUACUAUUCCGGCACCAACCCAGCCGGGAUAUCGAGUUCGAGCCUAGUGUCCGGUUACCGAGGUUAUAACUGAACUGGGUGGCCGGCUUAUUAGUGUUUUGUGAUGUCCCGCUACUGCUGCUGCUGCUGCGGCUAUAGGGUUGUGCGUGUGUGCGCUUUUGUGCUCGUGCCAAUAGACCUUUACAACUGUGUAACGUUACCGAGGUGAACGGAUGUAUGCCUAAAUUGUGAUAAUUCUUUACGUUUAACGAAUCAAAGUACCAAAGUGCAGAAUAAGCUAAUCAGAUAAAUUUAUUGUUUUGGAUUUACUGCGAA
Molecule: messenger RNA, 1220 nt
Organism: Aedes albopictus (Asian tiger mosquito)
Lineage: Eukaryota; Metazoa; Arthropoda; Insecta; Diptera; Culicidae
Product: heterogeneous nuclear ribonucleoprotein A3
Exons: 5
Coding region: 340-978 (212 amino acids)
Source: RefSeq, a predicted model, not a curated record